Esox lucius (northern pike) is the source of this 3857-nucleotide messenger RNA. RefSeq names its product lin-28 homolog A (C. elegans) (gene lin28ab). The coding region runs from base 310 to 918 and encodes 202 amino acids. The transcript is spliced from 4 exons. Gene Ontology annotation, molecular function: nucleic acid binding; zinc ion binding. Lineage: Eukaryota; Metazoa; Chordata; Actinopteri; Esociformes; Esocidae. The record is from RefSeq and is a predicted model, not a curated record.
AGAGGUCUCUUUAGGAGAAGAGACAAAAAGAGGGCGGGUUGGGUUUCCUUGCAUUGUCUUUCAGAUUUCGAGAUUCUUUUGAGAAAUGCUUCCCAGAAGUCUGACUGGUUGUCAGGGCGAAAGUAUCUCCAGCCCUCUUUGUCUCUCUCCACUGCUGCUCCAUGCUUCUUCUGCGCCUUUGUAAAACUGUAUUCGGGAAAGUGUUCUGUUGAGUGGAGAAGGUUUGGUGGUGGACAGGACAGGGGAAUGGGGAAGGAGAGGGCACGUUAACCCUGGAUUAAAAUAUUGACUACCCGGGAAAGGAGCGGGAUGGGCUCUAAUUCCGAACAUCAUUUUACAGGGGGCUGUGCAAAGACGGAGGAGGAGGAAGCCACCGGCUCCGAGAAGGAUUUGGGUUCGUCUCGUGGCAGCGGCGUGUGUAAAUGGUUCAACGUCCGGAUGGGGUUCGGGUUCCUGUCAAUGACCAGCAGAGAUGGGACACCGCUUGAGGAGCCUGUGGAUGUGUUCGUUCAUCAGAGCAAGCUGCACAUGGAGGGCUUCCGAAGCCUGAAGGAGGGCGAGGCGGUGGAAUUUACCUUCAAAAAGUCAUCUAAAGGCCUAGAGUCUGUCACAGUGACUGGGCCUGGAGGAGCACAGUGUGUGGGCAGCGAGAAGAGACCCAAGGGGCCACAGAAACGACGCUCCAAAGGGGACAGAUGCUAUAACUGUGGAGGACCGGAUCACCAUGCCAAAGAAUGCCAGCUACCUCCUCAGCCAAAGAAGUGCCAUUUCUGCCAGAGCAUCAGUCACAUGGUGGCCAACUGUCCAAUAAAAGCACAGCAGUCCUCCCCUGGCUCUCAGGGACCAGCAUCAUUGCUGAAGGAAGAGGAAGAAGAGCAGAGCCACACCCCUUUGCCUCCCAGCAAGAGCUCUGAUUGAUCGAUUCAGGGAUUCAGCCAAUCAAAAUGUUUCAUUCGAUUGCUGCUUUUGGAACAACAGGUUGUCUUUAUUUAUCUAAUGAACAGCAAGAACAUUUUACUUUUAGUGAUGUGUUAGUUAAGAUGGUUGGCUCAGUGUUUUAAUGCACAGACAGACACUUGUCCACACUUUUUACAACUCAAAUACUUUUAAAGAUACUCCCUUUGUGUCUAUGAAGUUAUUAUUUUCUGACUUAGCGAAGUGUCUUAGCUAUGUAGUGAAACAAUCAAAACACACUGUGGGUACAGUACAGACUGUAAUAAGCCUUGUCAGUUUUUACCACUGUACAUUUGUGCACUGUUUAUUUAAUUUUUUCAGCAGAAGCUAAAUCAGAGAUUGAUAGCUUAUUUUGAUUUACCUGAGGUUUUUGUACGUGCUCUACUCUUACUGCAUACAGUGUUUUUCACAAAACAUUUGUUAGAAAAAGGUGAAGACAAUACAAUCAUACAAUUGAAUGUACAGAAAUAGAUUCUGAAACUAUUUUAGUCCUUAUAGAAUGAAAUCAGUGUCUUUUUGUUUAUUGAAAUCUUCUUCAGGUAUUAUUGUUGAGUCAUUGUGCAUUUCUACGGCCAAGUGAAUGUUUUUACCUUUUCUGCUGUAUGACUGUUGGUAUACCAUGGUUGCUGAUUGGACUGUGUACUAUACAGCUUGUCAUAAGUGCCAUAGCCUGUUCACUUGUGUCAUGGGUGGUUGCCUGUUGUCUCCUACCAUGUAUUAUACAAAGCUUUGAUUUGAGGCUAUAUGCAAGACCAGCGUUGAUUGUAUGACAGACUAUCUUUCUGUCUAUGCCAUAGCUUUUACUAUGGAUGUAGACAUGGCUUUCUAACAUAUUCUACAUAUCAGGGGUGUUCUCAUACACUGUCCAAAGACAUUACUUGUUUCUUAUGGUCUCAUUGUACUUUAAAACUAUUUAGAAAGCUAGAGACAUUACAUUUGCUUUCUUGGAUGGAGCUUAGAGUUACCUUUCCUUCCUGAAUUUUCAUGAUUGACUUCUAUGGUUGAGGGACUCAAGUAUUGAAUAGGUUGGUUGUAGGUUUGUUCUUUACUGCUCUUACACAGGAGUGGCUGGAAGACUUUACACCACUUAAAUGUAUAUAGAUAUUGUUAUCUUUUUUAUAUUGAUUAUUUAUUCAUUGUCACAUACUCUGUAAACCUCUCUUCUACAGCACCCAGUUCCUUGCUAAUUUCUAUUUAAAGUGGAACUGGCUUUGGUUCUGGGCUCCAGAGCUUCAUGGUUGUAUUUAGCUAAUUAUGCUUUACAGUGUCUUUCGCUGUCUUUUUCAGUGGGCAUUAUCUCCCGUUGAUUUCGUAAUAUAUUUGUGAUAAAACCAGUGCAUUGAUACUCUGCAAAAAUCACAUGUAGGAGAAUGGUUAUUCUUUAAAAUAAUCAAUAGCUUAUGUACCCGUAUGACUGCAGAAGCCAGGGUUUAGUUUCUCUGAAAUCCUAAUGUUGAACUCAGGGAAAGCCCUUUAAAGAGGAGCUACUUUGAAAGGAGAGAUAUGUGUUUUAUGUGUCUUCCCUAUAGCCUAUAGAAUGGGUUGCCGGAAAACCCAUGCAGAACAUUGAUUGCCAAAAAAGCCAAAAGGGCAGUGCACUAUUUACACGUUACUAUGACGUUAAUGUAGUACAGCUAGCUAUAUUUAAUUUUAUAUCCUAGUGUUGCUCUCUUCUGACUUAAUUGGUGAUCAAGUUGUCAGAAGGUGUAGGUAUUAGAGUAGCAUGAUAUUUCCUUUGAGACUCAGCGGUACUUCUAUGGUCUCCCUCUGGAAGUGGCACACAAUAAAUCUGAAGCACCUAACCAUCUACCUCCCCCUUUUGGUGGUUAUUGUACAUAUACGGCUUCGUCACAAUAUUAAUAUAAUGUUGUUUAUUUCAGUGUUUGAUUUGCAUGGUAGUCAGUAGUUAGAGUAGAGCAGAGUAUAGACAAAGCAUGUUUAUGGCCUUUCAAUUGCUUUUGUUGAUAGGCUAUUAACAUCUACCAUUUAAUGACACAGUUAUAUUGGUUUGAGCCAACUAUUUUUCCCCUUCUUGUAUUUAGUCUUUUACACCUAAUUUCCAGAGCGCAGACAAAUAGUCUACUCUUCUUAUUUCAUUUAGAAUGCAUUGGUGGUGGAUUUUAUUUAAUUUUUAUUAUUAUAUGAGAAUGAGACAGUAAUGCCUUGUUAAGAAUCUAUACAAGUCUACCUCAGGAUGUUUUUGAAAAUGUGUAUAAUGGACAAUGACUGAGUUUUUUUUUGGAUCCAGAUCGAUUUGUCCAUUCAUUUUGUGAGAUUGGUUUUGAAUGAUUCCUUUGUUUGCUUUUAUAGAUUUUUGUUUAUUUGAAUGAUUUCUUUGUUAGAAUUUGCAAUGCAAUGUGUUCUACCUCCCACAGAAAUGCUGUUUCCGUUUUUUGUUGCUUUUCUUUUAUUAUUAUACAUUAUCUGAACCAAUACAUCAAAUACAUAUUUGUAUUAUUCUAUGUGUUGAUAUUGUUUUGUAUGUAUAACAUUAUAAUAGCCAAAGGAGAAUAUUGUUCAAAAGUUACUGGGGGUAUGUGACAACAGUGCCUCUUGAACAAACCACCUUAUCUGUACUUACCAGGACAGGCAAACGCCCUAACAACUACAAGAACAGCCCUCCGCAAAGGAAAAAAAACAAGGUGUCUUUUUUUGUUUAUGUAGGCGUAUGACACCAGGCAUGUGACACUACACCUACUUAAAAAAGUGUAAAAUAUAGUCAUAUACCAAGACUUAUUUUCUGUAAGCAUCAGUUUAAUUUUGUUACAAAUCUACCUCUUUUGAUACACAGUGAUGUGGUCAAACAUGGCGGUUUGUUAAAGCUUUGGUUAUGUAGUACUUUCUCAGGAGUUGAAAGCAUGGUUUACUGACAUGUCUGGGAGCUCCAUGGGGCAAUGCGUUUC